This is a messenger RNA of Baudoinia panamericana UAMH 10762, 1479 nucleotides long. RefSeq lists its product as uncharacterized. Gene Ontology annotation, biological process: protein import into peroxisome matrix. NCBI's taxonomy places the organism in Eukaryota, Fungi, Ascomycota, Dothideomycetes, Mycosphaerellales, Teratosphaeriaceae. The record is from RefSeq and is a predicted model, not a curated record. The transcript has 3 exons. The coding region runs from base 1 to 1479 and encodes 492 amino acids. Gene Ontology annotation, cellular component: cytosol.
AUGGCCGUUAAGGACACCGCAUACUACGACGCUCUUGGAGUCCCGCCAACAGCUACCGACAUCGAGAUCAAGAAAGCAUACCGGAAGCAAGCCAUCAAACUCCACCCGGACAAGAACCCCGACGACCCGAGCGCGGGCGAAAAGUUCCAAGUCGUCGGCGAAGCCUACCAAGUCCUCAGCAACGCCGAACUGCGCAAACAAUACGACCAAUAUGGCAAAGAAGGGGCGAAGCCCGACAGCGGCUUCGAGGACCCGGCCGAAUUCUUCACCAUGAUCUUCGGCGGCGAUGCGUUCAACGACUGGAUCGGCGAGCUGAGCAUGAUGAAGGACUUGACGAAGAGUAUGGAGAUUUCCAUGAAGGAGAUGGAGGAGGAGGGGCAGACGGCCGCGGAGGCGUCGGCGAAUGCGGAGGCCAAGGCGGCGGAGCAGACGGCGCAGAGUAUGAUGUCGGAGUCGCAUACCACACCGGGCACAAGCGCUACGCAGGGACUACCUACGCGAGAAAAGGAGUCGGCGGCACCAGUUUCUUCCAGCACAUCGACAACACCCCGACCGCAAGGCAUACCCACCCGCCUCGCCAUCACCGACCGCACGGAAGAAGAAGCCAAGCUCUCCGCCUCCGGCAUGACGGACGACGAGAAACGGCUACGGGAGAAGGAGAAGCGGAAAGGCUUGUCGCGCGAGCAACGCGAGGAACUGCUGGCCUUUGAGAAAGAACGGCAACGCGUCCGCGACGAACGCAUCUCCACCCUCGCCGCCAAACUCAUCAACCACCUCUCCGUCUGGACCGAAUCGGACAAACGCCCCGACGUCACCGACGCCUUCCGCGAGAAGAUGCGCCUGGAAGUCGAGAACCUCAAGAUGGAAUCCUUCGGCCUCGAAAUCCUCCACGCCAUCGGCCAGAUCUACGUCAGCAAGGCGACCACCUUCCUCAAAUCGCAGAAACCCAUCAUCGGCGGCGUCUCGGGCUUUUUUUCCCGACUAAAGGACAAGAGCGCGUCGAUCAAGGAUACCUUUGGCACGAUCCAGACGGCCAUCUCCGCGCAGAUGGAGAUUGAGGAGAUGGCGCGGGCGGAGGAGAAGGGCGGGGAGGAGUGGACAGAUGAGCGGCGGGCCGAGUACGAGAAGAGGGUUACGGGGAAGAUUUUGGCGGCGGCGUGGCGGGGGAGUCGGUAUGAGAUUCAGGGGGUGCUGAGGGAGGUUUGUGAUGCCGUGUUGAAUGAUCGGAAGGUGAGGGUGGAGAAGCGGGUGGAGCGGGCGCAGGCGUUGGUCAUUGUGGGGGAGAUGUUCGCCAAGGCCGAACGCGAUCCGGAUGAGGAAGGGGAUUAUAUGGCUUUUGAGCAGCUCAUGGCCGAGGCGACGGCGAAGCGGGAGAAGCGGAGUGAUGAGAAGCGGAAGGAUAAAUCGCAUAAGCACCAUGCAGCGCAUGGGGAGAAGACGGGGUCGGAAGAGAAGCCGCCGGCGUAUGCUGGGACGUAA